Cantharellus anzutake is the source of this 868-nucleotide messenger RNA. RefSeq names its product tropomyosin. Gene Ontology annotation, biological process: mitotic cytokinesis; actin filament organization. Bases 38 to 523 code for a protein of 161 amino acids. Gene Ontology annotation, cellular component: actin filament; actomyosin contractile ring. Lineage: Eukaryota; Fungi; Basidiomycota; Agaricomycetes; Cantharellales; Hydnaceae. The transcript is spliced from 4 exons. Gene Ontology annotation, molecular function: actin filament binding. The record is from RefSeq and is a predicted model, not a curated record.
UCGAACGAGCAUAGGCUCCAGGUGUUUGCGAUACAGUAUGGAUAGGAUCAAGGAGCGACUCGCAUCCCUUAAGGCUGAAGCUGAUGCUGCGGUUGAACGCGCUGAGGCCGCAGAAGCAAAAGUCAAGACGGUCGAGCAAACGCUUUUGUCGAGGGAGCAAGAUGUCACAUCCCUCCAGCAUAGGCUGAGCGUUGCAGAAAGCGAUCUCGAUAAGGCAGAGUCCAAAUUGGCGGAAUUCAAGCGUCUAGGAGCCGAAGGCGAGUCAAGUCGAACAACUGCGGAGGCUCUGCAACGGAAAAUACAGCUUCUCGAGGAAGAGUUGGAUAACGCAGAAAAGACGGUCAAGGAAACGGUGGAGAAACUGAGGCAGGUAGAUAUCAAAGCGGAACAUUUUGAGCGGCAAGUUCAACGUGUAGAACAAGAGCGCGACCAAUGGGAGAAGAAAUACGAGGAUAUGAAGAUAAAGCACGAUCAAUCAAAGAAAGAAUUGGACGAGCUCGUCCUGAACAUGGAGUCGAUCUGAGGGGAAGCUCUAUCCCGUCGUUUCAUAACGCUUCUUCAUUCCAUUUCAGUAUUAAUGUGUUUCCCCACUCUUUUUGCUCGCUAUUCUCUCUUUCACUUCACAUAAAAAAUCAUUAGUCCCCGAUUCAAUCAGUCAAUAGCAUUCGCUCAUCGCAAACAUGUCUGUUGAUCUUUGCAGCAUGCCUGUGGCCAGUUAUCAUUGUGCUACAUAAUUACAACCAUGCCGUGAGCAUGAAAUACGGUUGAGAGAUUAAAGCUGCAUAGAAUGGGGCGCAAAUCGCGCAGAGACGCGUACCCGAGCACCCGGGUUAAUCUUAUUUAUCUGGGUUCCCCGCGGCCACGGGUG